AUGAUUCUAAAUAAUGUAUUAACCCUUUUCUUUUUGCCAAUCCUUGUAAGUGCUUAUAGUGACUUUAAAAAAUCUUAUUUAGUGGACCACUGUGAUAAAAUUUAUUCAUUAGCCUGUUUCAAAUUAGAAGCUGCCAAUUGGAUUGACAAAUUUGGUGUCAGUAGUGAAUUGAAUAUUAUACCAGGUGUUUCGAUAUUGCAAAAUUCAAACAGUGUUCGUGUUGAUACUAACGCUAUUGCCAAAGAAGUUACCAGAGAAUUUCCCAGUGACCAAAAUGCCAGGGUCAACCAGUUUUUUAUUAAAAAAAUUGAAAACUUUCUCAAUGGACAUUCGUUAAAAUUAAAUCUUUGGAAAGCUUUCAAUGGUGAAGAAUUAUCCGCUUCCGAUGAUAUUGAAACCGCGAGAGGAGAUAAAACCAAGAAAAGCUCUAGUGGUGGAAGCGGAGGUAUGAGCAUGAUCCUAAUAUCUGGAGCAAUGAUUGUCGGUGUAAUGACAGCCUUAACAAUGGGUGGCCUUACAGCACUAGCAGGAAAAGCUUUACUUACGGGAUUGGUCGCUUUAGUACUGUCCGCAAUUAUUGGCCUUAAGGAAUUAGUAGGUCAAUCUAAAACUCUCAUUGCCCAACCAGUGUCUGUGCCAGCCCAUGAGGUUUGGGAAGAAUAUCCAGGCCAUCAUAGUAGAAUGACGCAAGAACUGCCCAAAGGGCUACAGCCAGAAUAUACACCAGCUUAG
This is a messenger RNA of Ceutorhynchus assimilis (cabbage seed weevil), 732 nucleotides long. NCBI's taxonomy places the organism in Eukaryota, Metazoa, Arthropoda, Insecta, Coleoptera, Curculionidae. The record is from the annotation of a GenBank genome assembly.